AUGAAUCGUUCAAGAAUUUCAACUCCAACAAAGAGUCCUAAGAGUCCAAAGCCUGUUGAAGAUGUUGAAGAAGAGUUUUGUAAGAGAUCUCUUCAACUUUUGACAGCUUAUUAUGAACCUCUUGCAAUUUCAGAAAUUAUUAAUUUUCCUCCUGUUGAAGGAAUUGAAGAACCUCAACCGGAAAAGCCAAUGAUUUUUAAUUCGUCAGUUACUGAGCUCCGACUAAAAAGAACACUCGAAAAUGAACAAAACUUAUAUCAAGAUCUUAACGAAAAAUACAAUAAACGAAUUGAAGAACUCCAAUCAAUGAUUAAAAACUCUCAAAUGAAUCUUGAUGACGUUUUUCAAGCAGAACCAGUUGAUCGCCCUUCAAAACCGUUAUAUAUGGCAAAUGAAGAAAAAGAUCUUGAAGAAGCAGAGCGCUUGAAACGUAGAAACAUGAAAACUCUUGACGUUCUCAAGACAGAACCACAAAUGAAAGAAAGAUUAACUGAAUCCGAAAAGCGCGGCAAAGAACGUGCUGCCAAACGUGUUCUUAGAAUGAGUAACAUUGAUGUUAAUAACAUGAAAUCUCCUUCAAGAAUGGAUCCUGUUCCUGUCAGACCAAGGAAAUACGAACCAGAAGGUGGCUAUCCUGUACUUAGAAAUAAAGGAAAGGUUACACCAGAAAAGAAGAAAGUACUUUACUAUCAAACUGAAGAAGAUUAA
Messenger RNA from Trichomonas vaginalis G3, 708 nucleotides. RefSeq lists its product as uncharacterized. The record is from RefSeq and is a predicted model, not a curated record. The transcript has a single exon. The coding region runs from base 1 to 708 and encodes 235 amino acids. Lineage: Eukaryota; Parabasalia; Trichomonadida; Trichomonadidae.